CCACAUGUUAUUCCUAUAAAUUACUAACCAAUGAGUAAUCCUAGAUACCGCCGAGAGAGAUUAAAGAAAACGGAGACAUGGGCUUCCGCUGUAUGUUUAAGGUGCUUGCUCUGUUUGCAGUUACGUUAACAGUUACAGCAACCUCGGUAGCAGGUCAAGCAAAAGCAGGGUGCCAAAGCAACUGUGGGAACAUCAGCAUUCCAUACCCUUUUGGAACAGGCAGUACUGAUUGUAAUAUCAGUAAGAGAUUUUUCAUUCGUUGUAACACUAGUUUCAACCCUCCUAAAGCAUUCCUAACCACCAGUGAUAUUGAAGUUCUCCACAUCUCUCUCAAUGGUUAUUUGCGCAUCCAAUAUUCGGUAGGUUAUGACUGUUAUAAUUCAUCAGGAAGUGCUUAUUAUUUCGAUGCAGGGUUCAGGCUUUCAAAAUUCCUCAUAUCUCAUACUAGAAACAAGUUCACAGCCAUUGGUUGUGACACCUACGCCUAUGUUGAGGGUUUCACGGGACGGACAUAUUCGACCGGAUGUUUAUCCUUUUGUUACGAUGUGGCCGAUUUGGUAAAUGGAUCUUGCUCUGGCAUCGGCUGCUGCCAGACGGCUCUCCCUAAAGGUGUGACGGAUUAUGAAUUGAGUUUUGAUAGCUAUUGGAAGCAUUCCAAAGUAUUAAGCUUCAAUCCUUGUAGUUAUGGAUUUGCCGUGGAAGAUGGCGCCUAUAGCUUCUCUGUUUCAGAUCUUUCCAACAUUAAUUUCAGCAAAAGGAAGUUUCCAAUUAUUCUUGAUUGGACAAUUGGGAACCGAAGUUGCAUGGAAGCUAAAAUGGAUGUAGAUAAUUAUGCUUGCAAGCAAAAUAGCGAUUGCGUAGAUCCAGAAAAUGGCCGCGGAUAUUUGUGCAAGUGUCUUCAUGGUUUUCAGAGUAACCCUUAUCUCUCCUACGGCUGCCAAGAUAUUAAUGAAUGCGAGACACUGAAGCCUUGCAGUGGAACAUGUCAUAAUCUACCUGGAAGCUAUAACUGUUCAUGCCCCAAGGGUUUUGAAGGUGAUGGCCGGAAAAAAGGAACAGGCUGCAAUCCUAAAGUCAAGCCGCAUUUUCCCAUUCUUGUUGGGACACUAGGUAUAGGCAUGAGUCUUCUAUUUUCCCUCUUAUGCUCCUCGUGGGUGUAUUUGGGGCUCAGGCAGAGAAAGCUCAACAGACUAAAGCAACAGAACUUUAAGCAAAAUGGUGGAGUUUUGUUGCGAGAACAGCUUUCAAAACAUGAAGAGUAUGGUGAGAUAGCUAAAAUCUUUACCCUCGAAGAACUCAAGAAGGCGACGAACAACUACCAUGAAAGUAGAAUCCUUGGACGAGGAGGUCAGGGUACCGUUUACAAAGGAUUGUUGCCUGACGGGCGCAGUGUUGCCAUUAAAAAAUCCCUCAUUGGAAAUCAAAGCCAAGUUCAACCAUUCAUUAACGAAGUUAUUGUGUUAUCCCAAAUCAACCACAGAAAUGUGGUGAAACUCUUGGGAUGUUGUUUGGAGACUCAAGUCCCUUUGCUAGUCUAUGAAUAUGUCAGAAAUGGAACCCUCUUCGAUUACUUGCACAAUGCCACUCAUACAUCCAUCAUAUCAUGGGAAGCUCGUUUGAAAAUAGCGAUAGAAGCAGCAGAAGCCCUUUCCUAUUUGCACUCUGCUGCUUCUCCGCCUAUUAUUCAUCGCGAUGUCAAGUUGACCAACAUACUUUUAGAUGAGAACUACAAUGCUAAAGUAUCUGAUUUCGGUGCUUCAAGAUUGAUCCCUUCAAAUAAAGAACAGGUAACAACGCUUGUCCAGGGAACUCUAGGCUACUUGGAUCCUGAAUAUUUUCAUUCAAGUCAAUUGACUGAGAAGAGUGAUGUUUAUAGCUUUGGGGUUGUUUUCAUAGAGUUAUUAACAGGUCUGAAAGCGGUUUCUUUUGAAAGACCUGAACAUGAAAGAAACUUAUCUCUAUACUUUGUUUCUGUUAUGAAAGAGGAACGCUUGCUGGAUAUUGUUGAUGGGCGAGUGUUGAACGAUAAAAACAUUAAGCAGCUUAAGGAAGUGGCAACUUUAGCUAGGAGAUGCGUGAGGCUAAAAGGAAAGGAAAGACCAACUAUGAAGGAAGUUGUGUCUGAAUUACAAGGAUUGCGAGCAAUAGAGUAACUUUCAAGGGGAAGAUACGACUUACAUGUGGAAGAGACUGAAUACUUGCUUCAUGAUAUGUAUAACUAUGACAUUGGAUUUGAUGCCUCAACUAGCAUCUCUAUAGGGCUAGAUAGCAUUAAAAGCCAUGACAAAUUCAAAAUCGAUGGUGCACGAUGAUUUUUAUUUUCUUUUGGUAUCGCAAUGGUUUCCUUUAACUGGUCUUGUAUAUUUUCUCUUCGUAUUGUGCUCUGAAUGAUGUAAUCUAAGCUUGGUGUGUGUAACAUAUUAGAUCCAAAACUACAUCUCUAGUGAUUUUCUCAUAAAUUUAGUGUCGAAGUUUCAUGAUAA
Molecule: messenger RNA, 2483 nt
Organism: Gossypium raimondii (Peruvian cotton)
Lineage: Eukaryota; Viridiplantae; Streptophyta; Magnoliopsida; Malvales; Malvaceae
Product: wall-associated receptor kinase 2
Exons: 3
Coding region: 78-2153 (691 amino acids)
Biological process (GO): cell surface receptor signaling pathway; protein phosphorylation
Cellular component (GO): plasma membrane
Molecular function (GO): ATP binding; calcium ion binding; polysaccharide binding
Source: RefSeq, a predicted model, not a curated record